Messenger RNA from Opisthocomus hoazin, 1857 nucleotides. NCBI's taxonomy places the organism in Eukaryota, Metazoa, Chordata, Aves, Opisthocomiformes, Opisthocomidae. The record is from RefSeq and is a predicted model, not a curated record.
AUGCUGAUCCACUCUCUUGCCCAGCGCGUAGCUGCGGAGCGUGGGAAGCUCUACUGGGCGCUCUCCUUCCGUGACUGCACACUGAUCCGAGACACCUGUGCCUGCGCUGGCGAGGAACGACUGCUACUCCAAAAAGGCAACGAGGAACAGCUCCUGAGAGCUCUGGAUUUCCGGAACCGGUUUUCUGCUCGCCCGUACUUGCCCUCGCGUGUUUUGCCUCCAGAAAGGAAGAAGAUGAGCAUUCUUUACAGUGAUAUCUUAGAAAUUAGAUGGCCUGACCCUACUAUCGCUAAUCUGACAAGAUGUGUAGACAACGGCAGUGUGAAGAUCUCGUCGGUAGAUGGUUAUGCUCAUCUUUACCUGUCAGAAUUGCAGCAAGAAUUCACAGUGGAGUUCUUAUGCAGAGUCAGCCAGUCAUCUGCAGCAUCCUUACACUCCUCUCAGAGGAACAGCAGCUACCAAACCGGAGAUCAGUAUGGAGAAUCAAGUAAAAAUUGUGUUGUAGAAAUGUCAUCAAAGCAAACAAAAAUAGAGAAUAAGAAGAAUGACGAUGGUUGUGCUGAAGGUAAAUACACACAACCAACCAAACCAAAAGACCUAAAAGACAGAGAUGGGGGCCCUUUGUUCUACACAGAUUGUUCAUCUGAAUACACGUGGGUUACGCAGUGUUGGUCUGUUUCCUCCUACCCAGAAGAAUGGAAAUACCCUUUGUCGUUGGCACUAAUGUGCUGUAACUUACACACUGUUAAGAAUGUAGUGAAGACACGUGAAAAAAACAGCCAUACAUCUACAGAGUCUGAUGUUCUAAUAGACCCCGAAGCACAAGAGACAGUUUCUCAUAUACCUACAGCUUUGCCACUUAGCUGCAGAGCCCCACAUUUACACAGGUGGACUUUCUGUGACUUCUUUCAGAAUCAAGAUACUGAAAAGUAUUCAAGCCCUCAGCUAAUUCAAAUUGUGUGGUGCCAGGGUGUUUUUUAUAGAUUUAUCCAUGGUAGGACAACCAUCACAGAAAUUUAUCCUGGUGAUGGCUCGUUUUUCAAGUCAGAGGGAGCACUUUUGGGAAACUACUUCAUACAUUAUGCAAUCCAAAAAGGAACAAAAGAGAGAGAAGAAAAGAUGUAUUCGGUGAACAGCCUACCUCCUGAUGUACCAGGAAAUCCGUACUCUAUAUCCUCCAUUAUUACUCGGGCAACCAAAAUACUUCAGUACUGCUACAAGGCUAAACUGUCAUUAACUCAUAACUGUUAUCUCUGUUGCUGGAAAAUGGUGCCUGAGACAGAUGGACGAGAAAUGUUGCCAGUUUUGCUGUAUGACAAGGUUAUCCCCAGCAUAGGAAGACUCGUUGUGUACUCGGAUCAUAAAGUCCAUGCUGCUUUUUGGGAUGGCACAACCUUGAAUAUGGUCUGGGAUUUCAGCUCUUCAUGUAGUAAGAUCCAGGUAAAUGAAGAUGUAGGCUGGUGUAAGUUAACUAGUCCUGAUGGGGUACAGCAUCUUAUACAAUUAAGUCAUCCUGGAAUCUAUGAAAGGUACAUCAGAACAGCAGCAGAAUGGUGCAGAAGUUUGAAUGAAGAGAAGGAGAUUCCUGAAUAUACUGCACACUCUGUAACUGAAGAAAAUUGGUCUGCUGAUGCUGAGCUCGAAAAAAUACGGAGAUUUAACUUUUUAUUGGAUAAUAGCAGUGUUCUGGAAGGGACAUCUGCUGCAAAAAACACUCCAUCUGGUACUGCUGUCAGAAGAACAGAAAAUGAGAGUGAGCCGGAAGAACUCAGUGAAGGGUGCGUCUUGGAGGCUUUGGAAAAAACUUCCAAAGUAAUUCAGGACAUUGAAUCUCUGCUUGCAGCUUCCAGGAAGUGA